Molecule: messenger RNA, 627 nt
Organism: Nicotiana tabacum (common tobacco)
Lineage: Eukaryota; Viridiplantae; Streptophyta; Magnoliopsida; Solanales; Solanaceae
Source: RefSeq, a predicted model, not a curated record
AUGGGGUGGCCAUCACUCAUCAAAGGGACAAUGAACACUGGAAAUGAAAACAACGUGAAUAAUACUAGCAAGUACAUCAACACAAAUAAAGUUCUUAACCAAGCAUUGGAAUACCACUUGAUAACAUCCAGGCCUACUACUAAUAAUAUUAAAUUCAAACUCAAAGUUAAGUGGCAGGAUCCUCCAAGGAAUUGGUAUAAGCUCAAUUUUGAUGGGGUCUUUGACAAUAGCUGCCUCCAUAGAGGAAUUAGUGGAAUAAUUCCCAACAAUAAAGGUGACUGUAAACUGGGCUAUUAUGAGAAGUAUCCCACAACAUCUCCUAUUCAGGCAGAACUCCAAGCAUUACGGCAUGCACUUCAAAUAAUUAUCAAGGAAAACAUAUUCCCAGUUGAAGUUGAAACAAAUGCCACGGAGAUCAUACGCUUCAUUUAUGACGAUUAUCCAACUUAUAAUGAUUUAAUUCAUGAAUGCAGGUUGUUAAUGGAAAAGGCAACCCAGCAAGGGGAGAUCACAAUGAAGCAUAGCUUUCGUGAGGGGAACAUUGUAGCACACCAGUUGGCAAAAGAAUCUCUAAUGGAACCUCGUUAUAAUAAACCUUGUUAUUUGUCUUACCUCCUAUCUUUGUAA